AUGGCGAAGAGACUGGAUUUGCUGCCACAGCCGGUCGUCGAGGAGGAGGAGGUGGACAUGGAGUCGGAGAAGGAGAUGUGCGACCUCGUUACUCAGCGCACCCAGAAGGUGCUGGAGUGGGUCGUCACCACCGAUACUACCACGCCGUGCUGCUGGGCGGCGGUCCUGGCAACUGCCGGGCCGCAGAAGCGCCAGGCCGGGCCGCCGCCAUCCCUGAGAGUCCUCCGUUUCGACAAGGUAAAAGAGGAGAAGGUUGUAGAGGAGAUGGUGCAGCCGCCAGUCAAGUGCGUGGGGAGGGAAGAGGAAGAGACGGAUGCCACCGCCGCCGCCCAGAUUGGAGCAACGAUCAAGUUUUUUUUUUCCUGA
Miscanthus lutarioriparius is the source of this 366-nucleotide messenger RNA. The record is from the annotation of a GenBank genome assembly. NCBI's taxonomy places the organism in Eukaryota, Viridiplantae, Streptophyta, Magnoliopsida, Poales, Poaceae.